Molecule: messenger RNA, 1462 nt
Organism: Polypterus senegalus (gray bichir)
Lineage: Eukaryota; Metazoa; Chordata; Cladistia; Polypteriformes; Polypteridae
Gene: cd40lg
Product: CD40 ligand
Exons: 5
Coding region: 35-838 (267 amino acids)
Biological process (GO): immune response
Cellular component (GO): membrane
Molecular function (GO): tumor necrosis factor receptor binding
Source: RefSeq, a predicted model, not a curated record
GAAGCAGCAUCAUCCUUGGCUGUCCAGCGCACUCAUGAUCAACACAUACACCUCGACUGUACCCCCACCGCCUCCUCCACGGAGUCCUCUGCCAUCUUCCAUGAUGAAGACCUUUGUCUGGUUUCUGUUCUUCUUGAUCUUGGUCCAGAUGAUUGUAUUUUCUUUGUUUUUCACACAUCAAUGGAAAAAGAAUGAUAUGAUUCAGAGUUCCCUGAAUGAACAUUCCGACCUUACUGUAAUUAAAAGGUUACUCCAAUGCGGCAUAGAAGAAGAUGUGACAAGCUCACUGCUGGACUGCAAGAAAAUUCUUGGUGAAUUUCAGAAGAAGGUUUUUCCAAAUGAAAUGAAACCCAAAAUGCUGAGAGGAACACCUGAAGACCCCCAUUCUCCUCCCAUAGCAGCACACUUGAGGAUAGGUGCACCAUGCAGUGGCAAGCAGCAGAUAGAAACCUGCCUGACCAAGAACACCAUCACAGACUGGAUUACUGAUCCCAACCUGGACAUGACCACAAAUCUGUUUUAUGAAACAUCUUCAGGAAACUUGGUAAUCAGAGAAGCAGGUCUCUAUUAUAUUUACUCCCAAGUCACUUUCUCGUCCAUGAGACAGCAAAAUUCAUUCUCCCAGUAUGUCAUGCUAAAGGAUUCAACAGAGAAGAACGUUCUGCUCUUAAGAGCCAUCAGCAGCUCAACUGAAGGGACUGAAAGUAAACUUCAUACCCUGUUCCAAGGAGGGGUGUUCACUCUAAAAAGAAACGAUCGGGUUUUUGUCAAUGUGUCAGAUAUUAGACGUGUGCACUUCAAUGGUACCGCAACGCUCUUUGGAUUGUUUAGGCUCUGAGAAGACGUCAAACUGAACAUUGUCAUAAAAUAAAAGCAAGUCUGCCAUCAACACACAGGAUCAAAUGCCUGAAUAAUUAUUUAUGCAAAGGACCUAAGACUUUAAGUUUCCAAAAUUUUGGAAAAUAGUAACCUUUUUCUGGAAUGAGAUCUCCAUUUUAUUUGAAGAUUUCAGUUGUGGUGUCUUCCAGGCCAUGUCGUAGCACUACAAUUAAGCUACAAGAUGGAACUUUCCUGUUUAUUAACUAUUUAUUUAUUUGUUAACUACUAAUUUAAGAACUAUAUCUUUUAAUUUUUUUUUUUACUAUUGGGUAUUUACCAUGUGAAAGAAUGUAUGCAACUGUGGAGUGUUGGAUCUGUGCCUAUCUAAAAAUGACUGUAAAUAUGAAUUCUUGCACACAAUGUGGCAAUUUCAAUAUCUCCACCAGAAAUCAAUUUUACGGCUUAGUGCAGAUAAAAAGAGACAACAUACAGUGCUGGACUGGCCAUUCCCACCGUAAAAGAAACCAGAGGUGAUAUUCAUCAAAAUUAUAGACAUUUCAGUUAUUCAAAGACUCUAGAAAUGUCUACUGUAUGUUGAACAUUUGUUGAUAAAUUUCAAAUAUUUCCUCAAAUACAGUUAUAA